Molecule: messenger RNA, 2662 nt
Organism: Portunus trituberculatus (swimming crab)
Lineage: Eukaryota; Metazoa; Arthropoda; Malacostraca; Decapoda; Portunidae
Gene: TTLL15
Product: probable tubulin polyglutamylase ttll-15
Exons: 5
Coding region: 251-1804 (517 amino acids)
Biological process (GO): protein modification process
Source: RefSeq, a predicted model, not a curated record
AACUGGCACCUUUACUUCCACCAGCUACUCCCAAGCUCCAUGUGUUGCUCACCCGUCGACCGUCAUUUAGUAAUACACUUCGUUUGGUGUGUGUGUGUGUGUGUAUUUGUGUGCUUCUGGCUAUGGCCAAAGCUCCGAAGAUCAGUCCCUGGUGUUGUGCUUGAAGUUUGUCUCCCGUCUACCAGAACCUCCCCUGUUUUUCUAUGGCGGUUUGAUGUCUAGGUGACCCAACAUGUAAGCAUUGGUGUUCAUGAUGAAGGCAGGUGGAGGCUCACCACCCUAUAUGUCGAAGCGGCAAAUGCAGUUCUUCACAGCAGUGAUAUUAGUGUUGGUGUUUGGUGCUCUCCUCACUGCUCUUAAUGUCUAUGAACUGCAUCGCCUCACUAAAGAACACUGGGCCACUGAACAUACACAUGCUGAGGGUGCAGCUUUAGCAGAGGCCCUGGGUGAAAACCACUAUGCCCGCCCUGUGGCCUGGGUGAGAGGCAACAACAAAGGCUCCGGCUAUCUCACCCAUGUUACAAAUGUCCUACACAGGCUGGGCUAUGAGUUGGCUGAGGACAGGGAAGACUGGGAUUUCCUCUGGUCCCACAACUAUCCUUUCCGGGAGCUAAAGCAGACCAUGGUGAAGUUGAAGCCCCAUCAGAGGGUGAACCACUUCCCAGGGUCAGGUUUCAUAACCAACAAAGUUAACUUGGCCAUUUCAGGCUUGCCGCUCAUACCGCGAGCUUUCAGAAUGCCGGCAGAGAAAGCAGAACUCCUUGCUCAUGCCAAAAAGAAUCCCGAGAUGAUGUUUGUGCAGAAGUCCAACAAUCAUCGAGGAAUAAAAAUUGAAAAACUGGAUGCCCUCGACCUAGGAGCUGAAGGGUCUUUUGUGCAGGAAUUUGUGCACAACCCCUUGUUGGUGGAUGGGUACAAGUUUGACAUAGGAGUGUACACCAUUGUUACCUCCAUAGAGCCACUGAGAGUGUACAUCUUUGAGGGAGAUGUGCUCUUCAGAUUUUGUCCCAAGAAGUACCACCCAUUUGAUCCUGAAGUGCAGGACAAGUAUGUGGUUGGAGAUGACUACCUACCAACGUGGAAGGUUCCUUCUCUUGCUCCAUACUAUAAUGACUUUGGCUUUGGCAUGAAGAGUUCCUUUGAUGCCUGGCUCAGAGCCCAGGAUAAGAACCCCAACCUGGUGUGGGACUCAGUCAGGAAUGCCAUCCGUAGUGUGUUCUAUGACAAAGAGUCUGCACUUGUCCAGGCAACAUCUCACUAUCCAAGUUCCAAAAACUUUUUUGAGAUGAUGCGAUUUGAUUUUGUGAUUGAUGAUGACCUCAAAGUGUACCUUAUGGAAGCAAAUAUGUCUCCCAACCUUUCAUCAGCUCACUUUAAGCAGAAUCGUCUGUUGUAUGAACAGGUGGUGUACAAUGUGCUGUCUCUGGUAGGCAUUGGUCGAGCUGUGCACUCGCCCAACCUUGCCACACGCUCCACUGAUGAAGACGAGAUGCAGGCAGCUGUCAAGGAUAUCGUGGUGUUUGCUGACCACUGUUCUGUUAACUGUCAAGGUGGAUCUAAUGCAUGCAGCAGAAUUGAGUGCCAGCUGUGUUUGCCAUGUCUUUCAGAAGAUCAGAAAGCAAACUUUCUACAGGCUUACUUGGAGCAUCAAAGAAGAGGUGGAUGUCGGCGUGUGGUUCCACAACCCAUUCUACACAAUAAGGCCCAUAGUGCUGCCGAUAUGGAGGCACUCACACCAGAAAACACCCUCAUGACAGAGUGGUUCCGUGGCAUGUGCCUCAAUGACAACUCGUUCUGCUCUUAGUGACUCCUAUGAAAUGGUUGCAUUGUGGCCUACUACUGUACAAAAGAAGAAGCCUUGCUUACCAACUUGAGGAAUGCAUUUAAGAAGUGUGAAAAUGAAAACUUAUGAAUUUUCUGAGUAACACACACACACACACACACACACACACUUUCUCUAGGUAAUAGUAUUUUUAAAGUCAUUGUAACAAUUUUUUUUUUUUUUCUGUUUCGAGUUGAAAGUUGAGUGUUUCAGUAUACUUGCAAUAGAGUGUAUGUAAUAUGUUUAGAAAAUUUUACAUCUUUUAGUCAGCCUACUGUUUUUAGCCACCAUCCCCUGUGUUUUUCUUCCAUUUAUAGCUAUCAUCACUUUUGCAUAAUUCUACAUUAUAGAUUGUUGAAUUAAGUCAUAUGGGAAGAUAAUGUUUUUCAGCUUGCCUCUCAUCUAAGAAAACCCUUUCUGGGUGCUAGGAGCAGAUGCUAUCUUUGGUGCUGCUAGAGGUCUGUUUAUUAUCUAAGCAUUACCAUUGAGCUGGUGGUAAUUGAGGGUAAAUUGAGUGAGGCAUGGUUUACCAGAAUAUGCAAUGCAAGCUGUGCAAGUGCCUUGGUGAAAUCAUUGUCAGAAUUCUUCAGAAACAACUACAGAUUUUUACUAGAAUGUAUAGAUGUUGAAUUUUUUUACGAAGCUUUUUCUUUACAAAAGCAAUACAUGGUAUCCUACUGUGAAAAAAUUUUUGUACUUGAUAUAGAAUUUGAGUUUAUUCACAUCCCCAAUUAUAGAUUGAGAAUGAGAAUGGCAGCACCCAUUUACUGUACUAUUACGACAAUCACUAUUUCUAAUAUUGUUGUCAGGUAAGGUGAAGAUAUGGUACAGCUGGGUUGA